Scaptodrosophila lebanonensis is the source of this 397-nucleotide messenger RNA. Its product is annotated as metallothionein-2-like. The transcript is spliced from 2 exons. NCBI's taxonomy places the organism in Eukaryota, Metazoa, Arthropoda, Insecta, Diptera, Drosophilidae. The coding region runs from base 135 to 266 and encodes 43 amino acids. The record is from RefSeq and is a predicted model, not a curated record. Gene Ontology annotation, molecular function: metal ion binding.
GCUUGCUCACAAAUAGUCGCUAUCAGUGCCUAUAAAUAUGAUUGAGGGCGACUCGAAAGCGAACAGUCGAGCAUCGAAGCAAUAUCAAAGCUGUGAAGCAUUCUCACCUUUUUCCAACAAACAAACUAAACGAAAUGGGCUGCAAGGGUUGUCAAAAUAACUGCAAGUGUUCGUCGGAGAAAUGUGGCGACAACUGUGCCUGCAACAAGGACUGCAACUGCGUUUGCAAGAAUGGUUCCAAGGAUCAAUGCUGCAGCAAGAAGUGAAGGAUCAAUGUGAAUCCAAUUAAAUAACUAGUAUGUGAUGGGCCCAUAGUUCUCAACAGUAUUAAAACCAUUUACAAAUUUGUGAAACCAAAAUGCAAUAAAGUUUUGUUUUCAACAUUAUUAUUAUGAAA